Melozone crissalis (California towhee) is the source of this 2572-nucleotide messenger RNA. Its product is annotated as two pore calcium channel protein 1-like. The record is from RefSeq and is a predicted model, not a curated record. The transcript is spliced from 19 exons. The coding region runs from base 23 to 2281 and encodes 752 amino acids. Lineage: Eukaryota; Metazoa; Chordata; Aves; Passeriformes; Passerellidae. Gene Ontology annotation, molecular function: monoatomic ion channel activity. Gene Ontology annotation, biological process: transmembrane transport; monoatomic ion transport. Gene Ontology annotation, cellular component: membrane.
AGGCGCCGCGUCCGCCCGCGCCAUGGCCGAGGCGGCAGCGCAGGAUCUGCUGCUGGCAGCGGCGUUCGUGUCCGACGCGCAGUACAACAGGAAUAUUCCUUUCAAGACCUCUCCGGAGGCUGUCAGGCUCUAUCACCUCUACAACCACUGGAUGAUGCGAACAGCCACCUACUUCUUCAUCUUCCUCAACCUGUCCCUUGCCCUGUUUGAGGAACCUGCUGUGUAUCCUCUCCCCUUCCUGGCCACGUCAGUGCUGGAGGUGUUGUGCCUGCUGGUGUUCCUCGGCCGCCUGACACACUUUGCCAAAGUCACCCUGCACAGCGUGUUCUGGAAGGACACCAAGAACAUCUGCAUCAUGGUGGCAAUCCUGCUAUCCCUGACAGACCUGGGCAUAUAUGGGGUCCUCAGGCUGUAUGGUGUGAGGAGCAUCCGGUGGUCAAGGAUUGUGAGGCCCAUCUUCCUCAUCAACUUCGCAGAGAGCCGCCAGAUCCGGAGGGCGUUCCGCAGCAUCCGCAACACGCUGCCCGAGAUCACCUACGUCUUCCUGCUCUUCAUGUUCAGCCUCCUCAUGUUCUCCCUCAUGGCCCUGAAGCUGUUUGGAGAGAGGAAUCUCCAGACAGCAGAAGGCCUCCCCUACUUCAGAAACUACCUGGAGAUUGUGUUUGACCUCUACGUGCUGGUGACCACAGCUAACAGCCCGGAUGUCAUGAUGCCAGCGUUUGACUUCAGCUCCUGGUACGCCCUGUUCUUCAUCGCCUUCGUCAUCGUCAACACUUACAUCUUCAUGUCUCUCUUCCUGGCUGUGGUCUACAACAACUACAAAAAGCACCUGAAGAACGAGAUCCGCAAACUCGCCUACAUGAAGCGCCGCAAGAUGAUCGAGGCCUUCAACCUGCUGAAGGAAGAGGAGGGAGAGCAGUUCGUGGUCCGGGAGGGUCGCUGGAAGCAGCUGGUCAAGCUGGUGGCUCCUGACACCAGCAAUUCCCACCGGGAGCUGCUGCUCCGCAUCUCGGAUGAUGAGCAGAAAGGGUUUGUAGACAAGAAGUCCUUCGUGCAGCUGGCAGACCUGCUCAACAUCCAGGUGGUGACGCUGAAGAUCCGCAGGCACCCCCUGGCGCGCUGGGCGCCGGCGCUGUACGGAUCCGCGCCCAGCCGGCUCCUGCGCGGCCUCGUCAGGCACAGGGCUUUUGUUUGGACUUUUGAUGCCAUCAUCCUGAUAAACGCUGUCUUCAUUGCUCUGGAUGAGGAGAGCCCCUACAUUUCCUAUGCAGAGUGGGUGUUCCUUGCUCUGUACGUCAUCGAGAUCCUCCUGAAGGUCUACACCUAUGAACCCAGGGAGUUCUUUGGCAAAACCCAGUUCUGGAACUGGUUUGAUACUCUCAUCAUCUUUGCUGCCCUGACUGCAACGAUUCUCAAUGCCACCCUCCAGUCCACCAUGAAGUACAACAGCCAGCAGAUCCUGGACAUUGUGUUCAUCCUGAGAGUGCUCAGGCUGAUCCGGAUUGUUGACAGCAUCCAGAGGUUCCAGGUGAUCAUGAACACCCUGAUAAACAUCGUCCCGACCAUGCUGACCUUUGGUGGGCUCACUCUGGUUGUGUAUUGUGUGUUUGCUAUCAUUGGCAUGGAACUAUUCCACGGGAAAAUCCAGUACUUCCCGGCCAGCUCCAACGCUCCUCACGCCCUGGAGUGUGGGAAUCCAGCCCUCAAGGAUUCCCUGUUUGCCCGUGGCAAGUACUGCAAGAACAACUUCAACAACUUCGCCUCGUCCUUCAUCGUGCUCAUGGAGCUCACUGUGGUCAACCAGUGGCACGUCUUUGCCAAUGGAUUUGCCAACGUGACAGCUCAGCCUGCCAAGCUCUACUUCAUCGCCUUCCACAUUGUGAUGGUGAUAAUCAUUGUCAACAUCUUCGUGUCAUUCAUCCUGGAAGCUUUCUUUGUGGAGUACUCCCUGGAGAAGAGUGAAGUGGAAACUGCCAUCGAGCAGAAAAUCCAGGAGCUGGGAAUGGGAGUUCAAGAGGAUGAGCUCCAGCAGGAGCAGCUCCUCGACAACAUGGAGAGUGCCGAGCACGAGCUCGAGGGGGAAGGUGGAGCCAAGGCACAGAGCAAAGGGCUGGUGUUCAAAAUUGCCUCCAAACGAUACAGGACAGUGGAUGCUCUGCUCCAGCGCAUGUUCGAGGCAGAGAUACCCCUGGAGGACGAAGGCCCUUCCUUUGAGGAGAUCCUGAACUUGUCCCCCAGCUCGGCCGUUCCCAGGAGCCCGAGUUCCGAGAGCGCGGCCUGAGGGGGGAUCAGGGAAUGGAGCUCAUUCCCGGCUGUCCAGGCGCUCCCUGGCCGCUCCCACGCGUGGGGCCCGGGUCACACGGUGGGAACAAACAGCUCUGUCCUGUACAGGAGCUUUAUCUCAUGUAAAGUCUCAUAUAAACCUCUGGAAUGAAUGCGGGCAGGAGUCGGAGUCCCCGGCCGUGCCCGGGCUGGGACGGUGCCGCGGGCAGCAUGUUAUGGAAUAACUACUUUUGUAACUGGAAUUGUAUCGCAGCACUUUUAUAUGCAGCUCUGGAGCGGUGUACGCUGA